Lytechinus pictus (painted urchin) is the source of this 4327-nucleotide messenger RNA. RefSeq names its product synaptophysin-like. Lineage: Eukaryota; Metazoa; Echinodermata; Echinoidea; Temnopleuroida; Toxopneustidae. The transcript has 6 exons. The coding region runs from base 84 to 884 and encodes 266 amino acids. The record is from RefSeq and is a predicted model, not a curated record. Gene Ontology annotation, cellular component: synaptic vesicle; synaptic vesicle membrane.
CUCUUGACGACAUUAUCACUACAUUUAGAAAAAUCCAGAGAUUCAACUCGAACUCGAAGUUGGUAUUUCUAGGUGCUAGAAUCAUGGAUCCUGCGCUCGAUAAAGCCAGUGCUUACCCCCAAGAGCCAGCACCUCCGAACCAAGGAGCUCCGCCAGCUUCAGGAGCCGGAGGUGCCGCCCAAGACUACCGCUUGCGUGUGUUGUUGGAGCCCCGUGGAUUCCUACGGGCGAUCGAAUUCAUCCUUGCUGUGUGUAUGUUUGCCACGACUGCUGGGUAUGCCACAUCAUAUUCCUUCUCAGCAUCAUGUUCUCCAGGACACACGUACAUGGUGCAGGUUAAAUACCCAUUCAGUAUUGAGAGCAGCGCAUUGCCUGCACUGUGCAAUUCAACGACAGCACCUACAGUGUCCUCAAACCCUUCCGGAUCAGCGCAAUUCUUUGUAGCUGUUGGGGUGCUGGCAAUGCUCUAUACAAUAGGUUCAGUCCUGUGGUAUGUUAUCUACGAGGCUAGGUACCCAGAAAAGGAGAUCCACUAUAUGUGUGAUCUGGUGAUCACAGGUGUGUUCGUACUACUGUUCUUCAUCUCAUCAUGUGCGUGGGCUGCAGGGCUUAAUGAUGUCAAGUACUGGACUAACUUCAACCACCUAAAGGAUAGUCCCACUGUCUACGGUGACGUAUGCGGCCAGAAUGGUGUCACCUGUGAAUCACAAACAAGCCCAAAAUAUUUAUCUCUCAACUUUUCAGUGGUAUUUGGUUUCCUCAACACGAUCGUCUGGGGAGGCAACUUGUGGUUCAUCGCCAAAGAGACAACAUGGUUCAGGCAACGCAUGGAGAACAAAGCUGGAGUUGCUGGAAAUCCCCCUGCUAAUCCCAACACGGUUUAAUCCUCACCCAUCUCUAUAUAGAUAGUGCAUUCAUAUGCCCAGCCGUAGUCCUAGGUUUGUACCAGUUGGUUUUAUCCUGGCUCGUCUAAUUCUAAAGUUUGCUAACUCCACUCUAACAGUUUGAUUACUUCAUUCAUUUCGUUACAUUUUCCUGGGUCUUUUUUUAAACAUGAGGUAUAAAGAAAACAAAGUAUGUGUAUAAUAGUUGGUAUAUAGUAUUGAUGUACCAAAACAAACUACUAGUGAUAUUAUAAGAAUACUAGUGAUAUAAGUGAUAAUGUAUUAGUUUAAAAAAUUCAUUUUUUUUAGAUAAGCAGUUUGCCUAAACCUGCAGUUUUGGUUCAUGACUUUUGCUUCAGCGACAAUUGCUCCGAUGAAAAAUCUACUUGUUAAGCCAAACACAAAAUGCAACCUCCAAAACUAAAUAAACCCUAUUCCUUCUGAGAUAUUAAAGGACAAGUCCACCCUAACAAAGUCGAUUUGAAUAAAAAGAAAAAAAAAACAACGAGCAUAGCAAUGAAAAUUUCAUCAAAAUCGGAUGUAAAAUAAAAAAGUUAUGAUAUUUCAAAGUUUUGCUUAAUUUCACAAAACAGUUAUAUGCACAUCUUUGUCGGUAUGCAAAUGAGGAGACUGAUGACAUCAUCUACCGUCACAAAAAUAUUAAACCUCUUACUACGUCUUCAUUUUCUUUUCCAAAAAUAUCUUAAAUUGAUAUGCAACACUCAUGUAGUAUUUACUACAGACGAAGCAGCAGUGACAUUGUAGUUUCCUAACAUCUCUCUAUAUUUAAGGUGAGGAACAUAUUGAGGUGACUAAUGUCUUGAAUGGAAAAUGAUGGUUAUGAUGACUGGGGUGCUAAGGAAAAGUGUUGUCCAAUAUAAUAGAUGAAGAUUGAAAUACAAACCCAUGGAACAUUGCAUUGUUUAAACUUUUUUGUUUCAUUCAAAUCUUAAUAUUGAAUUAACUGGAGUUGAUCAAUUUACUGACAUCAAAUUGAGAAGAGGGAGAGAGGGGGGAAAAAUAAAAGCUUGUCAGAGGUUUACUCGACUGCCUGGACAUAACAUAAAAUCAUGUUUUGAGCUUGUUUUCGAUAUUCAAGUUUAGUAAAAACACAUCAAUGUUACAUUAUAUUAUAUACACCACAUCAUGAAGUCUUCUUAAAAGCAUGGAAGCGUAAAGAAAACACUUCAAAUUUGACUUUGUUAGUACACUGGCUUACAACAAGGAAAGCAGCUCAUUUUCUUGGUAUGAAUAUGCAAGGUUUAAAGUUACAUGUAGAUCCAGUGUAGAUAUAGAAGAAAAGAAAUACUUCCAAAUAUUGUAAAUUGAUUCAAUGAAAUAGAUGGGUGUACAAAUUGUUUUGUCGUGUUUCAGAUGUACAUGCUUUUAUUGUAAAAUAAACAGCCAAUGCUUGGCCUAUUGUAAAUAAUAUCUACAGCAGACUUUGUUGCAGUGGUGUAUUCAUUGAGAGAACUCAUGUGAUAAAUCAUUACAUAACCAGAUAGAUAAUGCAUGGUCUUAAUGGGGCUCCAUAUGCCAAACCUAAAAUGUAUAUUUGGUAUUGACAUUCUUUUUUUUUUCUUUUGCAAGUACUUUACCUACAAUUAAAAUGAGAAUUUUUUAUACAUUUUCUGAGAAAAGAUUUUUUGUUCAUCUUUUGGCAUGUAAUUGGAAAGUAAAUUACAUGAAUUACAAUGCAGGUAUGUUGCAACAAUAUUAUCCCUAUGAUUAUAUAUUAUUAUCUUUACUUAAAAGCUCUUUCUGCAAGUUUUUAAUGAUUUUUUUUUUUUGCACUGGAAACGAGAUAAGGAUAAUGAUGCUAUCGAGAUGAUGACAUAUAUUUCUGAAAGGCUUACUUUGUAAUCCAUGAACAUUUCAUCAUGCUUUUCAGUCACCGUGGUGACAUUGGAUCUUCGUAUGUCAAAUAAGGUUUUCCUGGAUAUUCUACUGUAAAUGACUGGCAACUUUUGCCCUUGAUUUAUUAUUCUUUCUUCUUGUUCCAACUUUCUGUGUAUCUUGCUAUUUUAGUUUAUUAGUUUCAUGUGAAAAAAGUGCAAUUUCUAUUGCAAAAAUAGAUAAAUGAAGUAAUGUUUGGUUAAAUGAAAUAGCAAGAACAUUAUUGUGUAAUUACCGGAUGACAUCUGGGAUUGAAUAUUGCAAUUUCUGCUUUCUAUGAUUUUGUUAAUACAUUUUCAAAUGGAGAUGAAGGCAUUGUGUCUGUAUGCACCUUUGACUGCCAUAAUUACCUUGUAUCAUGAAAAUCAUUGUAUCAUUUCUGUGCCAUAAAGAGAUACACUCAAUCUUUUCAAUUGUAACUCCUUUAGUACAGUAAAUGGUUUCCCGAUUAGACUAACAAUUGAUAUCAAUUUUACCAUUAAUUGUAUGUUUUAUGUAACAGGGUACUGAUGUCUGUCAGCAGAUUACCUCCUCCAUUCUCUUGAAAUUCAAACAAUUGCAUGAGUAUUCCAGUGCCAGUUUAUGAAGAGAUUUUAGACUAAUAUUUGAAAUUGAAUAUUAACUGUUACUAAAAAAACCUAUCCAUUGUGCCUAUAUUUUGGUGAUAUUAAAGCAGAUACGAACCAAUAACGCCAUCUUGAGUCCUCAACUACUCAUACCUGGCCAGUUUCCUGACCCAUAAUGCUAGUGUAGUUUUGUAAUGUAGACCCACUUGAAUGAUAACAUGCUAAUUAAUUACUCAAUACAUUUAUACCGCAAUAAUUAUCUUACUAAGUAGCAAAACAAUUACUUUUCCUCUCUAAACAUUUUAUAUUCUCUAUACAAAUGCAAUUAUAGGUCAAUUUAUUAUCUGUAGUAUUAGUAGAUAUCUUAAAACAUAUAUAACACACAGUCAUUGAAAGACCACACUCAGUUCACUCCCCCUUUAAAAACCAUUUGGUAUGAAUAUGAAGGAAGGGAGUAUACAAGCUUUUAGUUGGUAGACAGGUACAAAUAUAUCUUAUGAUCCUAAACAUUGAUAAGUAGUUAUUGUAUUUAUAAACAAAAUAAUCAUACUACCCUGAAUGCUAUAUAAAGAUAUAUAAUCAUUCAAUAAGUCCUUUAUUUAAGUAUUUGUAUAGAAACCUGUUUUUACUUGAAAGAGGUGCCAUGAAGAUUUUACAUGGAAUAUUUGACGGAUACCAAAGUUUACUGAAUGAGAAUUAAUAUAAAAAUAAUUACAUGUAUUAUCAUGUGGCAUUUUAAUGGCCAUUCAGUGGUAUAUUUCUAUUCCUUUGAAUAUACACAGUAUCAGAAUUGUCAGAAAUGUACUCGAUUCUCCUAUCCUCACAAAUGAACCAGCAUGAGUGUUUUGAUAAUGAAAUUUUUGAAUAUGAGUGUGCAGUUUAUUAUACAUCUUCUAAGGUAUGUAUUGAUGGAAGGGUUUCGUUUAUAAUUGAUUCUUCCAUUAUGUUCUGUUUUGUAUCCUAAUAAAAAAAUGUAACAAA